AUGGCUGAGAGGCAGGAAGCGCGACCCUUGGUGCUGCGAACAAGCACUGGUCCAGUUGAUCUUCGGCCUCAACGACAGGCAACACGGAUCAGCCUCGUGAAUGGAGGUCCGCAGAAAACGAUCAGCAAGGGUUGGCUGAGAAGCGAUGGUGGUGCAUAUCACAAAUCAGUGAAGCAGGCAAUGAUGAUCGCCGCAGAGCAGAUCAGGUUGUUGGACGCCAAAGAGCUGUCCGUGGCCUCUGCCUACAGCUCUUCCGAUGACUUCGAAGCUAUCCAGGCAAAGAUCAAGACUUUGCUGGAGGGACAGGCGCACUUCACAGUGACAGGUGCAGCACAGAAGAAACUUCAGAACGUGGUGCAGCACCGGGAAGAAAGAAAGAGGGAGAUGCUGAUAAAGAUCUCCAAAAGCCGCCCUUGCUGCAACGCACGGGUGGAGCGCAGCUUCAUCAUCGACAACGGUGAUCUGCUCGUGUACAGGGACCACCAUCCCAAUGCCAAGGUGAAGGCGAUCUAUCACUUGAAAGAUGCUACCUGCUUCUACGAAGAGCCGCGCACGGCCUCUCUGCCAAAAUGGCAAGAAGGCUAUCAGAUGCGCCUCCGUGUAAUUUGUACAGACAGAGAAAAAUCUGGAAAGUCUCCGUUGUACCUGUAUUCAAAGGAUGAGGCCAAGAUCCACAGAUGGAAGCGAGCUUUCACGCUGGCCAAGGUGUUAGUAUCAGAAAACGACCGUCGGGCGCUGAAGGUGUCCAUCGGCCGUGCCACUUCCGGCGCUUUGCAAAAAGCUUGGGACUCGCUGGCCAUGUACUACGGUGAGUAUGCCAAGACGAAAGCCUUGGUGAAGAACAUGGCCAUGCGGCUGAUGAAGGUUGACUACAGUCGCGGCUGGAUGAAGUUUAAACUGGUCUACAGGAAGAAGAUGGACGAGCAGCACCGGCGCAAAGAUCAGCAGAUCUGGGCAGCACGAUUCAUGUCUGAGAAGCUCACGAAGUUGGGCAAGCAGAAAGCCAAAGAAAUCGACGACGUCCGGGAGGGCGUGAUCACCCGCAUCCAGCAGAGGUUCCGGAGCUACCGGGAAGACAUGAUCUUCGACCGAACGUACCCGCUGACCUCCAGCAUGAUGGCAAGGGUGCAAUCCGCCAAAGUGGGUCAAGUAGUUGACUACUCCAUGCAGACCGUCUCUGCAGAUGAUGUUUGCCAUUUGAGCCUCAAGGUGAAUGCUGACAAGACGAAAGAUGCAGACGCAAAGGGGGACUCGAACGACACCAAUGGCCCCUCCGCGAACAAUGACAAGGCCGCGCAGUUGAAUCAGGCUUUUGAGAAGUGGAGCAAGGACAAAGACGUCCUGCGGUCCACAUCGCCGGGUUACUCGGCGCUCCAAGAUGGAAAUCUCUCACUUCAGACGGGCGGCGGCCUUGAUUGUGACCUCAGCGCCGAUUACACGAUCCGCCGCGACGUGAAGGCAGCGUUUCUCGGUUACCUGAACAUUGCUGAGGGCUCAGGUGCCGGCACGCAGCAAGAAUGGGUCUAUCGAGAUAAGGACCCACCGCCAGCCUACAAUGGGGAGAACCCCCAGUCUUCCUUUAGAGGCUACCUGCGGGACCUGGAGCUUUGGCAAGCGGCCACAGAUGUUCCUGAGGAGAAGCAGGGCUUGAAACUUGUGCAAGUUCUUAGCGGGCAAGCCAAGGCAGCAGUGGAUGGGCUGGCGGUCGCAGACAUAAAGGGAGCGGGCGGCUACAAGGCCGUUCUUGCAAAGCUGCGUGAAGCCUUCGAGCCGUACGUGGAGACGGCCUUGCCGAGGGCGAUGGAAGGAGCGUUGUUCGGAGCACCCCGCUCCAACAAGGAGACCGUGGCUGAGUACAUCAUACGCUUCGAGAGGGCACAGGCUUUGCUGAAGGAUGAAGGCGUGGAGCUGCCGACGAAGGCGGUCGGAUACCUUCUGCAUCGCCAGGCCAACCUGGACCCGGAGCUGGACGGCAGGCUGACGACUUGGCUGGCAGGCGACUACUCCAAGGAUAAUGUGCUAGCUAAGCUGCGCCGUCUAGAGCGAGUCCACCAAGAAGGCGCUAAGCGGGCCUUUGUCUUCGAUGACCCGGACCAACCGGAGGACGACUACAUCGAGGACGCUCCGGCCGAAGCCUUCUACCAGGAGGAAAGCGAGGAUGACGAGAACUUCAUCUACUUAGGCGACGCCGAGCCCGGCGAGGUGUACGAGGAAGAUGACCUGAUUGAGGCGCUGGCGUCGUACCAGGAAGUGCGGCAGAAGAUCAAGGACCAGCGGCUGGGCCGAAAGUUCUACAAGGCUCCUGCCACAGCCGGGAAAGGCCACCAGCAGAAGGGCCAUGGAUUCAAGAAGGGCUUUGGAAAAGGCUCGUCCGGUGGUGCCGGGGCAGGGCGCGGGACUGGCCGUUGGAGUUCGGGCGGCAAGGGCAGAGUGCAUAUCGAGGAGUUGAAGCUCAGGACCCGCUGCCGCUCUUGCGGGCAAGUGGGCCAUUGGUCGAAGGAGUGCCCUUCCAAUCGCCCGGGUUCGUCUUCGGCACCUUCGGCCUCCUCUGGUUCCGGGCCUGGCAAGCCGGGCUCAGCUACCUCCUUCUACUGGGGCACGGCGGCCGGGGGAAGCUCUUCGGUUGCGUUUCUCUCUUUGCAGCAGCUUCUUCGACGCCAGCAAGAAAAGAGGGAUUCGUGCCUGCAGUUUUGCGGGGUUAGCACUUCAGAGGGCGAGGCGUUGGUGGACACCGCUGCGCAAGAUGGUUUGAUAGGCAAGCCCAGUCUCCUACGGCUUUGCGGUGCUCUCCGGCAACAUGGCUUAGCAUGCAAGUGGCUUAACAAGACCGCAGCAGCACGAGGGAUAGGAGGUGCCGAGAUAAGCCUCCCAAAGAACACCCUCAGCCUUACCUAUGUCGGGGUCUUGAGGGACACCGGCAAGCCGUCGACAGCGAGCACCCGGAAGCGAAGAGGGGUGCCAGACCGCUCAAAAGUGGCGCUCCGAAACUGGCGCGUCGUUGGGGACAAGCUCUGCUCUUUGGUGUUUUGGGGGCCGCUGCACAAUGCGGUCGCGCAGUUCCUGGAGGGAGUUGCCAAGCCAGCUUUCUUGCCAAAGAGCCGGGCCUCUGCGAGUACUACCGUGGCGCUGGCACCUACGAACAAGGCGGAGUUCUACAAGACCUAUAUCAGCCAGGAGCCCGCGCCGGAGAAGAUGACGAACGUGAAGGGCAUUCCGGAGGAGAGCGGCCAAACCUGUCGCCACGAGGCUCGCUACCUCAAGGGCGGUGGCAAUGGGCACGCCAAUUGGGUGCAUUGCGCGAGGUGCCUCUCGAGGUGGAGGUUGUCACCGGAGGCGGCUGCGCAAGUGACGGGGCGUGCUCUUCAGGAAGUGCCGGCCGAGCCGGCAGCCAAGGGGAAAGCGAAGGCCAAACCAUUGGCCCUACCACAGCCACAGGACGAUCGGAACCCCAAGGAGAGCGACUACCUCAAGGUGAUCGAGGACCAGAAGGAGAAGAUGCAGCAUAUGCAGGCCCAGCUGGAGCUUCUGACCGGAACGACCGACGAGAUCGACAUGGCGGCCGAGGCGUGCUGUGCGAUCGAAGGGUCACUUUUGAGCAUGGACGCAACCCUUCAGCAGGAGGCUCAGACGGUGAUCGCCGAGUUUCGGAGGCUCAAGCUGUCGGAGGAGGAGAGCCGGGCACGCAGCCGGCACUUCCCCACCAGGGAGACCAAGGACGAGUGGAUCAAAGCGGUCGGGGCGUUAGCUCGCGAGAUCCGGUCGGAAGAUGGGCAAAUCGUGCUCAAGAGGGCAUCCCCGAAGGCAGUUUCAGCCUGGCUGUCGCGACCUAUGCCGGGAGUUGAAGACUAUGUGGUGGCGCGAGGCAGCCAAGGGAUGCAACGAAGGGACCGAGCCGACUUCGAGAUCGGCGGCUGGCCUGGGGGAGAAAUCUUCUUGGCUGUGAACGAGCCGGCCCUUUACCUCUUUGCGGCCACCGACGGUGGGGAGGAGCACGACCUCACCGAGUUUCACCAUGAUCUGUGUGCCUGGGUGCAGUCGCUAAAGUCAGCCGGCGCCGGGCGAGAUCCAGUUUUGGCACUUUGUGCUCAAGAAGAAGAGUCUACACAGUGGGCUUUGUGGCAGCAAGGGCAGCCCAAAGUACUUUGUCUCAGUCCGGGACCCGGGACAGCAGCCGUGGACCACGCAUGUCGCGUGGCAAGGGCCCAGUGGCGUCGAGGGGGAGCUUUUUCCAUUAGUGUUUCCAAGCACGCUCCCGCGACAGCUGCUCUGAAGCAGCUAAAGAACCAAGUUUGCAAAACCUCGGCCGCCUACCUGCUGUUCCGCAAGAAGGGCAUUCUCACCAACGCCACGGACGCGGAGAAGUACCAGUUGGCCAAGUAUGACAAGGAGAUCCUCGGGACCAAUUUGGCGGAGGAGUUCUCCGAAGCUUUCUCCGAGGCCUUUGUGGGAGAAGGGCAGCCAGAAGAUGUCGGGGAGUAUCCCGAGCAUCCUGAUGAAGAUGCAGCUGCGCCCGUGCGAGAGCCCAGCCGGGAACAGAAGGACGCUUUGCAGCGAGUUCACCAAAAUCUUGGGCACCCCGAUGCCGCCACUUUGGCCCGUACCUUGCGAGUCGGCGGUGCACCUGAGUACUUGUGGAAGUGGGCCAAGCAGCACUUUCGCUGCCCAGCCUGCGCCUCGGGAGCGAGGCCAAAGGCACCUAGACCGACCGCUGUGCCGCGAUCGUACGCGCCCAAUGCAGUGGUGGCCGUGGACCUUUUUCACAUGCCAAGCUGGGACAACCAGAAUGACAAGGAGCUGUUUCUGAACAUGGUCGAUUUGGGAACCAACUUCCAGAUGAUUGAGCGCAUCCCUUCGAAAGAGGCCGUGGUUGUGUGGAAGGCUAUGGCUCGAACUUGGGGGCGUUUCCUGGGAUGGCCCCAAAUGAUUAUGUGCGACCAAGGAACAGAAUUCCUCGGCCAGUUCAAGGAGAAGUGCCACGAGCUGGGCAUCAUUUUGCACACCAUUGGGGCGCGAGCACCGCAUCAGAAUGGUCGUUGUGAGCGGCACGGGGCACUUUGGAAGAUGCUCUUUGAGAGGGCCAAGUGGAUCAACGCGCCGGCCUCCCUAGAUGAGUGGAAGCUGCUGAUUCGAGAGACCGAAGCAGCUAAGAACCGACUGUCUGAUAGGUCGGGGUUUUCGCCAGCACAGCGCAUGCUCGGGCAGACGCCGCGGGUGAGCGCCGAGCUGCACUCUGACUCUUGGCUGGAUCCAGUGCUAGCUUCCAACGACGAGGAGAUGAUCAAGAUGCUCAAAGCCAGGGCUGCGGCGCAGCGAGCGUGGGCCGAAACCAAUUGUUCUACUGUGGUUCGGAAGGCCCUUCGAUCUAGGCCCCGCACACAGCGGCAGUUCGGGCCUGGCGAGGUGGUGUAUGUUUGGAGGCACAAGGCGUGGGAAGGGCCAGGAGUUGUGAUCCUUCCCGAGGGUGCAAAUUGCUAUGUGAAUGUCAAGGGCAAGCUGUGGAAGGUUGCCAACGACCACCUCCGGAACGCCGUGUCGGAAGAGAUCAAGGGCACCGAGGCCGUUCAUGAAGUUUUUCGGGAACUCCGAGAAAGGUUUGCGAGAGAAGGUCGUGAAGCACCAGUGGUGGAGGACCUUACCAGAGAACCGAGACCUCCGGCGUCCGAAAGGCCUCCCUAUGAUCCAGUUGAGGAGGAAGGCUUUGCGAGAGGUCUACCGCGACUCCGGGCAGAGCAAGAUGAUCCAGAACCACCGGUUCCUUUACCGAGCCCGGAGCCAGCCGAGCCCGUUCAGCCCGAGAUCCCAGAAAUUCCAGAGCCUCCAGUGCCUCAGGUUCCUUUGGCGCCGGACUUGCAAGAGACACCUGUGCCGGCGGAGAUGGAGCGACAGAGCACCGAGGAGCCGGAGGUUGAAAGGAUAAGUUCCGAGAGACCGUCUCGGGAAGAGCAGCUACGUGAGGCUGUGGAGGCGACCAACAUAGGUCGAAGGCUGGAUGGCAUUCCGACGGUGCCACCCUUUGCGAGAUCCUCGGGGAGUUCGGUGGAGGUGCCAGAGACCUACGAACCGGCACGACCGACUGUCGGGGAAGCCUUGCAGCAUCCGCACCCAUAUCGCCGGCCGGAAGCUGAUGAUGUUUUUGUCGAAGAGAACCUCCCAGUACCCAAGGUCGAAGAGUCCAAGGAGCCGAAGCCCAACAGAGACUACUGGGAACUGCUGGGGCAACAAGGUGUCCUGCGCCGGCACCAUGUGAAGUGGCGGACUUGUCAUUUCAGCCCCUGGGAAGGCUCCAAGAUGCCUCUCGAGAUUAGCGCAUUGACUUCUGAGCGGUCCACUGUGAAGGUUCUCAAGAAUGGGGACCGUGCCGAGGACUUCGACGACUGGAGGGCGCUCAAGCCGGCAAUGAAAGCAGCGCAGAAGUGGAAAGGCUACACCGACUUCAUGCUCACCAAGCCGGAGGCCAAGAAGCUUAUAAGGCAGAUGCGGGGGAUCCCGGUUCAGGAGACCAACCACGUGUACUCCUUCGACGUGGUGACCGCGGAGACCUUUGCAGCGAAGAAGGCGGCGAGCGACGAAGUUGCCGAGAAGGACAUCACAGAUGAAGAGUGGCCAGAGUGGCGCCAAGCUGAUGCUGAGGAGUGGGCCAAGAUAGCGGCAUCAGGAGCAGUGAAGGUACUGACCCCUGAGCGCUCCAGGCAGGUCAAGGCCGAGCUUGCGGCCACUGGACAGCUGAGUCGCAUCAUAGACAGCCGUUUCGUCCGGAGAAAGAAGCCGAGCGAGCAACUCGGCGAGCCGAGCACCUUCAAGAGCAGGUGGUGUGUGCGUGGGGAUCAGGAUCCAGAUGCUGCCGAUUUGGAUGCCUAUGCACCGACGGUGACCACACAGAACUUGCAGGUCAUCCUCCAGCUAGUCGCUUCAAGGCGUAUGCCGGGAUCCUGCGGCGACUUAAAGGCUGCCUUCACUCAGAGCGAUCGUCUACAAAGGACUGCUGGGAAGCUUUACGUGCGGCAACCGCGCGGCGGACUCCCAGGCCUGGAGCCCGAGGUCAUCCUGGAGGUGAUUGUCGGCGUCUACGGCUUAGUGGAUGGGCCGGCACACUGGCGCCGCACUCUUAAGUCCUAUGUGACCCAGGAGUUGGGGUAUCGUCAAUCACGCAUCGACCCCACGGUGUUUUCGCUCUAUGUGGACCGAGAACUACAAGGCCUGAUCGUGAUCGAGAUCGACGACAUCCUGUCGUUUGGGUUUCGAGAACAUGAGCACCGCAUGGCUCAACUACAGGCUCGCUUUAAGUUCGGCAAGUACAAAAAGCUGCAGGAACUGGAGUCCGGCACCAUGUUCAACGGUAGGCGGAUUCAGCAGGACCAAGACGGAGCUAUCCGGGUAGAUAUGGCCAAGUUCAUAGAGGAGCGUUUGCACCCGAUGGCCAUCCCGCGCGACGGUCGAGCUCAGCCUGAGGCCGAGGCGACUUCACAGGAAAUGUCGACGGCCCGUGGUGCCAUUGGCUCUCUGGCGUGGCUGGCCAAAGAAGGCCGACCUGAUCUAGCUGGAGCUGCUUCCAUGUUUGCCAGCAAGCUGACCACUCUGAAGGUCAAGGACAUGCAGGACAUCAAUCGCGUCAUCGCCGGAGCCAAGGCCAACCGAGACCUAGAGCUGAAGUUCCACCCGAUUCCGCCGGAGUCCUUAUGCUGGGGCUGCAUAACUGAUGCUUCAUGGGCCAACCACAAGGACGGAGCAAGCCAAGGAGCUACCGCCGUGAUCGCGUUCCACCGGGACCUCCUGACGGGGAAGAGUGCCCCCUGCACCAUUAUCUGGUGGAAGUCCGGCAAGUUGAGGCGGAAAGUUAACAGCACGCUAGCAGCCGAAGCUCAAGCUCUUUUACGGGGCUUGGGGGACCUUAUGUGGGCAAAGGUUGUGUACCACGAGCUCAUCGACAGCGACUUCACCUUAGAGUCCUUCAAGCAAGAUGUGAGAGCUCGAGCCGAGCUGGUGUUGCAAAGUGCAGCGGCCGACGACAAGCUGAAAGACUCGUUGUCGGUAGUCGACGCCAAGUCCCUCUACGACAAUCUCAUGAAGGAGGGCUCCCAGAGCCAAGAUAAGUUCACGGCAUUGGAUGUUGCCAUUGCCAGGGAGCGCAUCGACGGGCUCGGCGUGGACUUACGCUGGGUGGAGCACCAAGCUAUGGUGGUGGAUUCUCUUACCAAGAUCAACGGCAACAAGGAGGCACUACUGAAACUUCUUACGACCGGAACGUUCAAGCUGGAAGCUGAAGAGUGGCAGCUAGAAGACCGUGAGCGCCGAAGGCGUGAAGGGACCGUCAAAAGGCGGUGA
Symbiodinium sp. CCMP2592 is the source of this 8322-nucleotide messenger RNA. The record is from the annotation of a GenBank genome assembly. Lineage: Eukaryota; Dinophyceae; Suessiales; Symbiodiniaceae.